ACCGCGUCACUAUGGAAACGCCGUAAUUCGCGGGCCCCGGCGAGCUGGUGGCAUGGCGGAACCCAGCGCGGCGGAGCAGCGCUGGCUGCAGGCGGCUGAAGAUUUCGCCCGCCGAGCUCUCCCUGCCCGCGAAGGGCCUGGCGGGCUGGAGGCGCCGCCGCUGGACGCGGUGCUGCGGUGCCUGCGGAGGGUGGGUGGCGGGGACCUGCCACUCGGCUACAGUUUUGUCUCCAUCUCUGACCUACAGCAUCAGCAGUGUGAGCCAUGCUGCAGCCACCUGACCUGGAGCACUAAUGAGUUUAAAGAAUGGGCCCAUCAAGGACAAGAUUCUUUACCCAUGCAGAGGCCAUUGCCAAGGUCUUACCUGAUCUUGGUUGGCUAUUUAACAGAUGGGAGGCAAGAGGACAAAGAGAAGUUGGUAGAUGGUUGCCUGUAUGUGAAAGACAAUACUGGGAUAAUGCCCUGUGAGCUCCUGCAUUUUGAACUUGAGUGGCUGGAGUCACUAUUCCUCUUCCCAAGCUGGUCAUACAUACCACAGACAGACCAGAGUUCAGGGUACAUGGAAAUUCUGGUGGAUCCAGUGCCAGUUAGUCUCCUAAAGGAAGUACCUGACAGCAUUCCAGUUGCCGGCCUGGCGUCAGCAGAUCCACUGCUUACCUCCAGGAUUCCAUGUAAAAAAACAUCAAAGCUCACUGUGGCAGGUGAAUUGGCCAGACUCGGGCCUCUCCUUUGUAUUCACCACAAGACAUUCUUCUUUCUGUUUCUGAAGUGCUUCACCUCAUCUGUUUUGGUCCCUGUGCUGGUGCAGAAGUCCAACCAGCUGGCAUGGCAUCAUGUCCUCCAGUUGGGUCACAGGUACACAAUAACAGAGCUGAGUCUGUCCAGCCUGAAGAAAUCUAAACAAAGGAUGUUUGUCACUGGUGUUUCUUCCUGCCUUCUGCCUUACUGUGCAGAGCAGGUGAGGGAGCAGGCUGUGUACAGUGUUUGGCGAGGAGAAUCUACUCAGCCAUCUUUCCUUGCUGAGCAGCUCAAUGAUUCCUUGGAGCUGGGAUUUGAAGAUGAGACAACGAGAACAACCAAAGAGUCCAAGAUCAUCUCAUAUGUGGGAACUGUCACCAAAAUACUCAAUAUCCAAGCUGGUCUCUUUUUACUGGAUAACAAAGUCUGCUUGUGCCUUGCUUACCAGCAGCUGUUGAACUAUGCACGUGGACUUCGACCAGGAGCAUGUGUGGAACUCAUCGAUGUCCACCUCCUACAGAAGCCUCUGCUAUCCUUCCCUUUCAUUGUACUUGGUGCUUGCCUUAGCAGCACUGUUGUAGUGAAGAGUUUUUCAAGGCUCAGCACUCCCUAUCAGCCACCAGCCACUUCUGGAAAUCUGUACCUCCAGCUGCUCUUCCACUACAAUCUUGGUAUGCCACUUUACCUCUGGCUGGUCAGCCUCCUGGAGAUGUUUGAGGAGAGGUUUUAUUGUUUCUUUGGGCGCCGUCGACUGUUGCUUAGCUCUGCACGUCGAAACUCUGGAGCUGCUGAGAAGUUCCUUGUCCCCCUUCUACAGGCUGUGUUGCCAGAUAGAGAGAAAGAAAGAGAUGUUUAUAAUGAAAUCCUAGCAAAAAUACACCAUUGUCCCCUGCAGAAGUAUUUGACCCUGAACCCUCCCUGCCAGGCCCCAUCUCUGUCUGCAGUUCGACGUGCAGCAGAUGAGAAGAGCUGGGAAAGCUUCAGUCCAUCCCAGUUGCUCUCCCCCUUGGAGACACAGCACAUGGUCACCCAGGAGCUGAAUCGCAGGCUGGCCUGGUCCUACUGCACGUUCUCAGCAGGAAGUUUCCAGCCCCGACUGAUACUACUGGGUGUGCUGAGAGUCUCCUCCAGGACCAGUUCCCUCCAGCUACAGGACAAGACCAGCACGCUUCCCUGUGUGAUAUCACAUAAGGAUGGUAGCCCCUUUGCCUGUACAGCUCUCAUAGGAUCACUUUUGCAGGUGGAAAACUACCAACUUGUAGUGGAGAGAUUCCUUCAGACUGAUUUUCCCUCCUGGGAGUACCUGGCAAAUCUGGAGCAUGUGAGGGAGAAAAAAACCAGUGUCUAUGUGCAGUGCUACUUUGAGGAUAUUCAGGUUCUCCUGGGUACUGAAGGACAAAUCCAGAAAAGCCUUAGGAGUGGAAACAGCUCCUCUUUGAGGAAGAAUGAUAAUGGCAGUUUAACAUCUGAGCUGGAAACCCCAGAGGCAAAAAUGCUGAAAUUGGAAGAUCCCAAACCAGAAAUUCAUGGAGAUGGGAACUGUCAAGGGGGCCAGAACUACACUAGAGGAACUAUGCAUGUCUCUCGCCUAUUCCUGGUUACCCAGAAAGAGGGUCUUAUGUCACGCAAUUACCAGCUGCCCAGAGAAGAAGAUGAAAAAGGGGGAGAGCUGCAGCCCAGUUUCCAAGCCACGGUGCUCUGGCUGGGCAAACCUCUGCUCUGGAGCCAUUCCAAAGAAAUGGGGAAUCUACCAGAGCUGGAGGAGACCAGCUGUGAUGGAGAAGAGGGCAUGACACAACAAGAAGCACUACUGCUAUUUAUGGGGAAGUCUCUACGAUGGUUUCCAUUUCUGCAUCUGGAUGGACUGUAUCGCUUCAUUGUGCCCCACUGCUCGGACCUGGAGGUGUUCGACAAGCUCUGUUUUCCACCUGUGCCAGUAAAGUGCCUGAGCAGGUCAUCCUGCCCCUUAUGCCUGCCUGUUCAAGAUACCUGGCACUUAAAGCAUGAGACAUGGAUCUCCUGUCUGCCUAAGCACUGGCUGACAACCAGGUCAGUGUUGAAAGGUAUGGACCAGAGAAUUUCUUCCAUUCCAGAAGUACUUAGCGACAGUUUCACAGGUUCCCUUGUUUCUUUCUCUGGUGACAUAGUGGAGAGGACCUUGUGUGCCUCUCCCAAGAAUGAGAAAUCAUCUGCGAAUGUCGGCCUUCAAAAGCAGAAAGGGAGUCUUCUUGCCAGUGAUCACAGCGUGAAGCUCAGCAUCUCGGUAGCUCCGUGCUCCCCUAUUGUGAUGGAAGUUUAUAUUCCUGCCACCUUUCUGCAGCAUCUCUGGGGUUUGCUGCCUGGAGCCAAGAUCCUCUUCCAGAACUUGGAACGCAAAAUCUCAAGAUUCCAUAAUGUUUAUUGCACAUACAUUGCCUCCAGCUGUGUGAGCAUCAUAUGUCUGCCAGCUUCUCACCUGCCUUUUCCUUCCAGUCCUGCAGGAGAGGCCUUAUCCCCCUCACUAGUGUUUCUAUGCAACUUGCAAUCUCAGCUGCAAAACCUGCCCCAGGCACCCAGGAUUUUAUGCCACUUGUCCUGUGUACUGACUCUGUCCCUGCAAUGGGUUUGCUCACUUUGUAGCAGCAUCUUCAAAGAGGGGAGGUGCACCCGAAACAAUCCACCAUGUCCAUCACACAUAGGAGUGAGGCAAGCUAGUGCACGGGUGCUGGUGGAGGAUGGAACGGGUGAAGCCUUGGUGCUGUGCAGGAACCAGCAUGUGGCAGCAAUGCUGGGCCUGAGCCUUCCUGAGUGGGAAGCUCUGCAGAACUGUGUGCAGAGCAGAGGCAGUGUGUUCAUUCAGCAUGGGGAAGCUACUGGCACAGGGUCUGUAGAGGAACCUGAGGAUCUCAUUGCUUGCUACCUAAGGAGCCUGUGCAGGAGUCCCCUCAUCUGUCGCCCUAUCCUGCUGGAUUUCAGCCUGGACAGGAAGCCUUCCAAAAUCCUGCACACAGCUCCACUGCAGCUGAGAAAUUUUCGGUGUGGUGAAGUGGAGUUUGUGUCGCAAGUGGGGCACAGGCCGAGCCUGCUGUGCCUGAACGUGCAGGAAGUGGAAGGAGACACCUUGAGUUAUCUGAAUAGUGAGAGGAUUGUGAGGACAUCGUGUCACUGAUGAGUGGGAACCACUGCUUAACCUCUCUCCCAGUGGGAGAGGAAUUAUAGAAAUACCUACUGGGAGGGGAAAGUUUUGUAAUUUCCUUGCCAGUGGGGGCAUGGACGUGUGAGCACAGUGUGAAGAGGGCAAUCAAGAAGCUGCUAUAACUUAUGGAAUUCCAGGGGCCAUUCUAGACCACUGUCACCAGCAGUACUGGACUACAUUUUGGGAGAGGUGUUUGCUUCCUACAUGAUUGCUGUUGCUUUGGGUCUAGGGCACACAAUGUGUGUAUUUUAUGUGGUAGUAU
Molecule: messenger RNA, 4175 nt
Organism: Calypte anna (Anna's hummingbird)
Lineage: Eukaryota; Metazoa; Chordata; Aves; Apodiformes; Trochilidae
Gene: CTC1
Product: CST telomere replication complex component 1
Exons: 24
Coding region: 53-3886 (1277 amino acids)
Biological process (GO): telomere maintenance via telomere lengthening; positive regulation of DNA replication
Cellular component (GO): CST complex
Molecular function (GO): telomeric repeat DNA binding; single-stranded DNA binding
Source: RefSeq, a predicted model, not a curated record